Messenger RNA from Pseudocercospora fijiensis CIRAD86, 957 nucleotides. RefSeq lists its product as uncharacterized. The coding region runs from base 1 to 957 and encodes 318 amino acids. The transcript has a single exon. The record is from RefSeq and is a predicted model, not a curated record. Lineage: Eukaryota; Fungi; Ascomycota; Dothideomycetes; Mycosphaerellales; Mycosphaerellaceae.
AUGCCUUCGACCACCUGGAAUCCGGAUACAGACAUCCCUUCUCUAGCAGGCAAAAUCAUCUUGAUAACGGGCGGGACUUCUGGUCUCGGAUCGAACGCGAUAGUAGAAUUCGCCAAACACUCUCCUGAUCACAUUGUAUUCACGGGACGAAAUCAACAGGCCGCAGAUGCUUUGAUCGAAAAGGUUUCAAAGGACAAUCCAUCAGUCCAGCUCACGUUUAUCAAAUGUGAGAUUUCCUCAUUCGACUCGGUGCGAGAAGUCGCUAAGGCCUUCAAGUCACAAUUCGACAAACUAGAUAUCCUCAUGCUCAAUGCAGGAAUCAUGGCUAGGCCUCCAGGUCUGUCCAAAGAUGGAUAUGAGAUUCAAUUCGCUACGAACUUCCUCGGUCACGCCCUCCUGAUGAAGCUUCUCAUGCCCAUUCUCGAAUCCACAGCAGCAGAGCCGGACGCAGAUGUUCGGAUCAUACAGCUUUCAUCGAUCGCGUACACCACAGCACCGUCGGAAGGCAUAAAGCUGUCAACUCUGAAGACCGAUCAGGAAGGCCUGGGCCCCUUCAACAUGUUAGGUCAUCGAUGGGCUCGCUAUGGCCAGAGCAAACUCGCACAACUCGUGUACGCCAAAGAGCUUGCGAAGCACCAUCCGAGCAUCACCUCAGUUGCAGUCCAUCCUGGCGUCAUCUAUGGCACCAAUCUCUGGGAAGAUCUUCCAGGGUGGACCCGCGUCCCUGUCAGCCUCAUCAGUAGGUUGAGGGGAUGGCGAGUCCCUCUUGAGCAAGGCCAUUGGAACCAGGUCUGGGCUGCAACAUGUCCGAAAGACCAAUUGAAGAACGGUGCAUUUUAUGCACCUUUCUGCCAGUUGACGAAGACGACCACGCGGCCGGCGAACGAUGAAAAGUUAGCUGAACAGUUGUGGGAGUGGACUGAGGAAGAGAUUGCUGGGGCUGUGAAAGGACAGUGA